AAAUGCCCGGAGGGGCGGGAGCCGGCGCUAGAAGCUAGGAGCUGCUCGGGGCGGCGGCGAGCCCAGGGCCGGUGCCGGAGCCAGCCCCUCGGCGGCUGGACACGUCUGCGAGCGCCGCUUCCCCCCUCCACCGCCGCGGGCCUGGCGAGGAGGUGGGCGGCGGAGCGAAGCUGGCUGCGGCUGGAGGAACGAGCAGCCGCCGCCGGAGGGGCCAACAGACCUGGAAGAAAGACUUUGCCUUGGAUCUAACUGCUGAGCACUUUGAGAUCAGUCACCAUGAAGUGUGUAGUAGUGGAGUGGCUCCCAGUAACAGCCUUGCUAUGCCUGGCUCAAGCGCUUUCUGCCCUGGUUCUCCCCAAUGCCACGCUCCUAGAGGAACUGUUGGAAAAGUACAUGGAUGAAGAUGGUGAGUGGUGGAUCGCCAAGCAGAGAGGGAAAAGGGCUAUCACAGACAGUGAUAUGCAGAGUAUCUUGGAUCUUCAUAAUAAAUUACGGGGUCAGGUGUAUCCACCAGCUUCCAAUAUGGAAUAUAUGAGGUGGGACACGGAGCUGGAGAGAUCUGCAGAGUCGUGGGCUGAAAGCUGCCUCUGGGAGCAUGGCCCUGCCAGCCUUCUCCCAUCCAUUGGGCAGAAUCUGGGGGCACACUGGGGAAGGUACAGACCUCCAACAUUUCAUGUCCAAGCAUGGUAUGAUGAAGUGAGAGAUUUCACCUACCCCCAUCCUCAGGAGUGCAACCCAUAUUGUCCUUACAAAUGCUCUGGCCCUGUUUGCACACAUUACACACAGGUCGUGUGGGCCACGAGUAGCAGAAUUGGUUGUGCAAUUAAUUUGUGUCAUAACAUGAACAUCUGGGGGCAGAUUUGGCCCAAAGCAGUCUAUCUGGUGUGCAAUUAUUCUCCCAAGGGGAACUGGUGGGGCCAUGCUCCUUACAAACCUGGCCGCCCCUGCUCUGCCUGCCCCCCGAGCUUUGGAGGAGGCUGCAGAGAAAACCUUUGUUACAGAGCAGAGGACUCAGCCAGACCUUAUUCUCCCCGGGAACCAGAGGAGGAAACCAACGAGAUCGAACGGCAGCGAUCCAGAGCCCAGGAUGCCAUGGCACAAAGCUGGCCCAGAGCUCAGCCUCCUUCUGCAGGCUCCACAGGCACUGAAGACAGUGAGAGAAAUGAAGUCAUAAGCACACAGCAAAUGUCUCAGAUUGUUUCAUGUGAAGUCAGGCUAAGGGAUCAGUGCAAAGGAACAACUUGCAAUAGGUACGAAUGUCCUGCUGGCUGCUUGGACAGCAAAGCCAAAGUUAUUGGGAGUGUACAUUAUGAAAUGCAAUCCAGUAUCUGCAAAGCUGCCAUACACUAUGGCAUCCUGGACAAUGAAGGUGGCUGGGUGGAUGUCACCAGGCAGGGGAGGAAGAACUACUUCAUCAAGUCGUACAGAAAUGGCAUUCAGUCCCUGGGCAAAUACCAGUCUGCCAAUUCCUUCACUGUCUCCAAAGUAACAGUGCAAGCCAUCACCUGUGAAGCAACAGUGGAGCAGCUGUGCCCGUUUCAGAAACCAGCCUCACAUUGUCCAAGGGUGUACUGCCCUCACAACUGCCUGCAGGCCAGUCCCCACUACGCUCGUGUCAUCGGCACCCAGGUCUACUCUGACCUCUCCAGCAUCUGCCGGGCAGCGCUGCACGCCGGUGUGAUCCCCAGCCAGGGUGGCUAUGUGGAUGUCAUGCCAGUGGACAAGAGGAAGGUCUAUGUGGCCUCUUUUCAGAAUGGGAUAUCCUCAGAAAGUUUACAGAACCCUCCAGGCAGCAAGGCCUUCAGAGUGUUUGCUGUGGUGUGAGUCCAGCAGGUGAUGUGUCCAGCGAGCCAGUGACACCAGGGCAGCUUGGAAGAGGAGAAGAAGAAAGACCAUUUCCUCCCCUUCCAAACA
Molecule: messenger RNA, 1914 nt
Organism: Pogoniulus pusillus (Red-fronted tinkerbird)
Lineage: Eukaryota; Metazoa; Chordata; Aves; Piciformes; Lybiidae
Gene: CRISPLD1
Product: cysteine rich secretory protein LCCL domain containing 1
Exons: 15
Coding region: 277-1824 (515 amino acids)
Cellular component (GO): extracellular region
Source: RefSeq, a predicted model, not a curated record